Messenger RNA from Musa acuminata subsp. malaccensis (wild Malaysian banana), 1539 nucleotides. Its product is annotated as F-box/kelch-repeat protein At1g15670. The record is from RefSeq and is a predicted model, not a curated record. Lineage: Eukaryota; Viridiplantae; Streptophyta; Magnoliopsida; Zingiberales; Musaceae. Gene Ontology annotation, molecular function: protein binding. Gene Ontology annotation, biological process: negative regulation of cytokinin-activated signaling pathway; regulation of phenylpropanoid metabolic process.
ACUCCGUCCUGUCUUCCCGUGGAGAUUACCAUGUCUAUAAGAAGCUUACGGAACCUCUUCCGUCACCCCAGUUCUAGAUCAUCGGUGACGCCGUAUAUAAACAAAACCCUCCUCCGUCAUCGUCUCCAUAGAAAGAACCUCACCUAUUCAACUUAUUAUCUUCUUUCAGCCAUUACCACUGUUUAAAAAAGCGCAAAUUCUUUUUCUUCCUCCGUUUGUGUCUUUGCCUGUGUCAGAACCCUGUCGUGCCCUUGCUUGAUUUAGAAACUGGUAUGGAAGCCGAGCUGAUGCCCGAAUUGCCGGAGGAGAUCGCCCGCGAGUGCUUCAUCCGGGUCCCCUUCGACGCCUUCCGCACCGUCCGAGCCGUCUGCAAGCUCUGGAAGCACGACCUCGAGUCGCCGUCCUUCCACCGCCUCAGGAAGUCUGCCGGCCUCGCCCGGCCCGUCGUCGCACUCGCUCAGUGCGACCCCACGCCGCUCCCCGCCGACAAGGCCAAGCAGCAAUCCUCCCACUCCCCGCUGCUCUAUCGCAUCUCGCUCUUCGAGCCGUCCACCGGCGCCUGGAGCUCGCCACCGCCGAUUCCCGGCCGCUCUCACGGCCUCCCGCUCUUCUGCCAGCUGGCCGCAGUCGGGAGGGAGCUGGUGGUGGUCGGCGGGUGGGACCCACGCACCUGGGCCACCUCCGACGAGGUCCGCAUCUACGACCUGGUGUCCGGGGCCUGGCGCCGCGGUGCCCGCAUGCCCGGCCCGCGGCGCUCCUUCUUCGCGUGCGCGGGGUCGGAGGAGCACCGGACGGUGUUCGUGGCCGGCGGGCACGACGAGAGCAAGAACGCGCUGCGGUCGGCGCUGGCCUACGACGUGGCGGCUGACGCGUGGGUCCACCUGCCCGACAUGGAGCGGCAGCGGGACGAAUGCCGAGGGGUGUUCGCGCGCGGCGCGUUUCACGUCGUCGGGGGCUACCCCACGGAGGCGCAGGCGCAGUUCACGCGGAGCGCCGAGGCCUUCGAAGUCGCCGCCUGGCGAUGGGGCGCCGUGGAGGAAGGGAAGCUGGAGGAGGCGGGAUGCCCGCGGACGUACGUGGUUGGAAGCGACGGCAGGGCGUACAUGUGUCGGCAGGGUGGGCAAGUGACGGUGCUGCGGGAGGAGGACGGCGGGGCGUGGCGGCGGCUGCCGGACUUGCCCGGUGACUUGCGGGCUGCGCUGCAGUUGGUGACGUGGGAAGGGGCCCUCAUGGUGUUGGGCUUAUGGGCAAAAGGUGGGGCCCAGGUGGCGUACGUCUUGGACCUGACAGAGGAGGGAGAGGGCAAGCGGCUGCAAUGGCGGAAGGUGGAGACGCCGAGGGAAUUCUCCGGCCAUGUUCAAAGUGCGUGCUGCCUUGAGAUAUAAAUUAAUCAUCGAACACUAGGGUGUAAAUAUUCUUUCUUUGAAAGUCGGUAGUUUUAUUUUACUCGUAUGUCGAUCAUCCUGUAACGACGACUCCAAGUCAAAUUGAACAGCAUUAACGUAGGCAUCAAUUUAAUACAAAAAUUUAUGUUAUUAG